This is a messenger RNA of Arabidopsis lyrata subsp. lyrata, 743 nucleotides long. RefSeq lists its product as uncharacterized. The transcript has a single exon. The record is from RefSeq and is a predicted model, not a curated record. Bases 192 to 686 code for a protein of 164 amino acids. NCBI's taxonomy places the organism in Eukaryota, Viridiplantae, Streptophyta, Magnoliopsida, Brassicales, Brassicaceae.
GGCUAUCCAUACAAUUCGCAAAAUAUUUACUAAAGUCAGCUAAUCCAAAACUUUUAAAUUAAGAGCAAAUUCUACCUUCUUUUUUUAGAUAAUAUUUUCUUGCAUAAAGGGCUACCACCAAAAUAAGUUUCAGUCCUUUCAUAUAUUUCACACAGGAAGAUUUGUGUUAGUUAAUUUGAAACAAUACAAAAAUGGCAAAGAAUUCUUAUGCACUGUCUGGCCUAAUUGUGGCCUUAGUCAUCGCACUGGUAUGCAACAUCCAUGAUGCUGCAGCAAGAGACGUGAAGCUAGUGAAGCUCCGCGAUGUAAAACCCGAAACUUUGAAGAAGUUGAACGGAGAGAAAGAAAGUGAAAUCAUGAAAGGAGAGGAGAAAAACAAUCUUCUAAAGGAAAUUGAGAAGGCUAAGAAAAUGCUCGGAGAAUUGAAAACGUUGAAGAAGCAAUCAACUGGUGAUAUGAAAAGCGAAUUGAGUUCUUUGGUGAAAUCUGAAUCGUUACUUAAUGAAAUUUCAGAUUCUCUCAAGAAUGGAACGUACAACCAUAUUAAAGCAAACAUUUUUGUUGAAAAAGAAUCAUUUUUCUACAGAGCAUGGAAGGAGAAUGCCUAUAAUUCGGUGGUUCCGGAGAAAGAGAAAGAGUAUAUGUCUACCAUAAAACGCAUUGUCAAGUUGUUGAAGAAAACUUAGAAGAAGAAUCGGUAAAUUCAUGAUAUGUAGUAACCUAUAAUUAACAAAAAAAAAAAA